Messenger RNA from Agelaius phoeniceus (red-winged blackbird), 3981 nucleotides. RefSeq names its product NPR2 like, GATOR1 complex subunit (gene NPRL2). NCBI's taxonomy places the organism in Eukaryota, Metazoa, Chordata, Aves, Passeriformes, Icteridae. The record is from RefSeq and is a predicted model, not a curated record. Gene Ontology annotation, biological process: cellular response to amino acid starvation; positive regulation of autophagy; negative regulation of TORC1 signaling. Gene Ontology annotation, molecular function: GTPase activator activity. Gene Ontology annotation, cellular component: vacuolar membrane; GATOR1 complex.
UCUGCCUGCACCCCAAAAGUCAUCCCACCCAAGAAGUAAAGAGGGCUUGUUGCACUCUAGCUGCCUGAAAUUUUUAUUGAAUAAAAGCUCUGGAUACAGAGGAAUUUAUCAGCCUGGGAGCUGCUCCCAGCUCUCCAGCCCUGCCAGGAGCAGGAUGCGUGGAAGGAAGGCUGCUGUGCCAGCAAGGAGGUUUCUUCCUACCUUCCCAAGGGUUCAUUGCCCAGGUCUGUGCCUCCCCCCGUGCUCACACUGUUCCCUAUGCCUUGCUGGCUGUAAGUUCACAGCCCGGCUCAGUAAUCUGCUCUGUAAACUGACCCCACCCCGGCAGGCAGAGCCCAGCCCACGGAGGAGGGGUUUGUGCAUGGCAGUGGGUGUCCAGACCCAGGCCCUUGGGGCAGAGCUGCCUGCUCUGGUCCCAGGAACUGCCCGUGCCAUGGGGACACACCUGCUGCUGUACCGUUGCUCGGGUGCCACCACCCUGCCCCAGCCCUGCCAGGCUGAAGCCACAACCGUGCCCUGUGCUUUCCUGUCAAGCUGCCCCCGUGGCAGGAGAGGCAGCGUGGUGCCUGCUGCAGCCCCUGGGAGAGAAGGGACUCCCUGCCCUCCUCACCAGGAUGGCUCCUGCCUUGCCUGCUCCAAAGCAGCCCUGCAUGGGAAGGGAAAAGAAGCAGGAAUCCUGAGUGAGCCCUCCAUUUCCCAGCACUGAGCACCAAGCUGCCACAGGGACUGGCAGCUUUACCUGUGCCAGGGAACAUCCCCGCCGAGGCAGGGGUGAGGUGUCACACACAUCUGGAGCAGCUGCUCCCCAGGGACAAGACACUACGGACAAUCCAGGACUAAGGAAAGACGAGUAGGUAGAAACCAAGUUCCAAGGAGACCCUGUGCGAGCAGGGGGGCUGCCAGCUCUCUCCAAAGGGAGGCCCAGCUCGCUUUGGGAAGUUCAGGUCAGCACCAAGCCCUCAGUGCUGGCUGCGCUUGCGGUACAGGUACGCAUUGCUCACCUGGUUCAUGAUAACCAGGCUGGUGACGAGGGGACACAGCAUGGCGAGGUACCACAAGGCACCGGUCACCGUGGUGGUGAACCAGAGGGAGCACAUGCCCAGCAUCAGGCUGGCACAGCCCAGCAGGUAGCCCACCAGCCCUGAGGUUGCGUGGUACAGCUUCAGCUUGGCCAGAGUCCAGUUCUUCAUCAGCUUGGGGUAGAGCAGGAGCACACCCCCGGCGCACUGCCCGCCGGCGUACAGCACGGCCAGCAGCCCCGUCAGCCCGUGCCAGGUCACAAAGUGGCCCUUGCCGUUCAGGUGCUUGUUGUAGGUAAUGAUUGCCAGCCCCAGGAGCGCGCAGAGCAGGGCGAGCAGCUGCAGGGCCCAGUGCACCCGCACUCGCACCUUGCGGGAGAAGGAGCGCAGCAGCGAGGUCUCCGGGGAGAAGAUCAGCAGCGCUUCCGUCAUCAGGAACGAGAACUGGGGGGCAGAGGGCAGCGCCAUUGGCACCGGAUAAACCGGGGCUGGGCACCCACCGCCCGGGGCUCAGCCUCCCGUCACCCGGGGGCUCCCGGGGCUCGGCACCCACCACCCAGGCACUCCGCCGGCAGCGGGCGGUGACCGGGCAGUGGCACUUACCGCGAGGGCCAUGAGCAGCGGGUGCCAGGAGAAGAGACCUGGAAGGGAAGCGCAGGGUGAGGUGAGCUGAGACAUCCGGCCCUCCCCGCGCCCCGGGCCCCGGCCCCGCCGGCACUCACUGGAUCCGGGCCGCGCCAGCACGGCCACGGCGGCGGGGAAUCCCAGUGCCACAAGGUGCGCGGCGGCGCCGGAGGCCACGCGCAGCGAGCGGUACAGACGGGACUCGGUUUCGGCCGUCAGGGCCAUGUUGGCCGGGCGGGCGGAACCGCCGCUGCCGACAUGGCCGGGCCGCGGCGCGGGCUCCGAUUGGCUGAGGCGAGCUGUCCGUCAGCGCUAAGGCCCGCGUCGCCGCGCUGCGCCGCCCUGAGUGGCGGGAAGUGCUGUCGCUCAGUGUGAGGGCCCGCCCCCCGCGCGGCCGUGACUCCGCGGCAGCGGCGCUACGGUGGCCGGCGGGGCUGGGCCGCUCGCGUCCCGCUAUGGGUGGCCGCAUCGAGUGCGUGUUCUUCAGCGAGUUCCACCCCACGCUCGGACCCAAAAUCACCUACCAGGUCCCCGAGGACUUCAUCUCCCGGGAGCUGUUUGACACCAUCCAGGUGUACGUGAUCACGAAGCCCGAGCUGCAGAACAAGCUGAUCACCGUGACGGCCAUGGAGAAGAAGCUGAUCGGCUGCCCCGUGUGCAUCGAGCACAAGAAGUACAGCAGGAACGCUCUGCUCUUCAACCUGGGCUUUGUGUGUGAUGCCAGAGCCAAGGCCUGCGCGCUGGAGCCCAUCGUGAAGAAGCUGGCUGGCUACCUCACCACCCUCGAGCUGGAAAGUGGAUUCAUCUCCAAUGAGGAGAGUAAACAGAAGCUGGUUCCCAUCAUGACCAUCCUGCUGGAGGAGCUGAAUGCCAAAGGGAAGUGCACCCUGCCCAUAGAUGAGUCCAACACCAUCCACCUGAAGGUGAUUGAGCAGCGCCCAGACCCCCCCAUCGUGCAGGAGUACGAUGUCCCUGUCUUCACCCAGGACAAGGAUGACUUCUUCAACUCCCAGUGGGAUCUCACCACGCAGCAGAUCCUGCCCUACAUCGAUGGAUUCCGGCACGUCCAGAAGAUCUCGGCCGAGGCCGACGUGGAGCUGAACUUGGUGCGCAUCGCCGUGCAGAACCUGCUGUACUACGGGGUCGUCACUCUCGUCUCCAUACUCCAGUACUCCAAUGUCUACUGCACCACACCCAAGGUCCAGGACCUGGUGGAUGACAAGUGCCUCCAGGAAGAGUGUCUGUCCUAUGUCACCAAACAAGGGCACAAGCGAGCCAGCCUCAGGGAUGUCUUCCAGCUGUACUGCGGGCUGAGCCCUGGCACCACCGUGCGAGACCUCAUCUCCCGCUACACCCUGCAGCUCCAAAGGGUGGAUGAGAGGAGGCUGAUCCAGUUUGGUUUGAUGAAGGGCCUGAUCCGGCGGCUGCAGAAAUACCCAGUCAAGGUGGCCCGGGACGAGCGCAGCCACCCCGCCCGGCUGUACACGGGCUGCCACAGCUACGACGAGAUCUGCUGCAAGACUGGCAUGAGUUACAAGGAGCUGGAUGAGCGCCUGGAGAACGACCCCAACAUCAUCGUGUGCUGGAAGUGACGCAGCCCUCUCUAGAGCUGUGUCCCCUCACGUGUGCCCGGUGUGUCCCCCGCUGUCCCCGCCACGUGUGCCCGCUGGCCGCGGCCGCUCCUCCGCGCCGCCAGGGGGCAGCACCGCCCGCCCCGCCCCGCGCUGCCGCCGGCCCGCCGCGAGUCCUCCCCGCCGCCAAGGGGCGCUGUCGGCGGCGCCGUUGCCACAGCGACGCGGACGCCAUGGCCGCCGUGCCCGGGCCGCUGCCGCCCGCCGAGGCCGAGGCGCUGGUGCGAGCCCUGCAGGGCUCCGAGCUGCGCGACAUCGGCGGGCAGGGGUGCGGGGACACGGCCGUGGGGUGUUUAUAGGGGGAGAACAUGAAAGAGGGACUUUAAAUGUGGGGAGUCCCCUUUGGGGCUGUGGGAGCACAGGAGGGAGCCCAGUUUGGGGCCUUCCCAGGGGUCACGGUGGGGGUAAGGAGGGGUUCCCAGAAGGUUUUGGGUAGGCAGGAGGAGUCCUGGUUUUGAGGUGGGGUGAGAGAAGGGUCUGCAAUUCUGGAGCGUUCCUGGAAGGACUGGGGGAGAUUGGAGGGCCCAGGGUGAGGAGGGGUCCCAGAUGUAGGUGUCUGUGAGGGUGGGGGUGAUGGAGGGGCUCCCCCUGGUUCUGUGGUGUCCCUGCUGACAGAGGGUGCUGUGGGGGCAGCAGGGCUGUCCGGGGAGCUGCAGCCUCCGGCUCAGGGCACACACAGCGUGGUUUCCCUGCCUAAGGGAGCCUCG